Gracilinanus agilis (Agile Gracile Mouse Opossum) is the source of this 3222-nucleotide messenger RNA. RefSeq names its product lines homolog 1 (gene LINS1). The record is from RefSeq and is a predicted model, not a curated record. Lineage: Eukaryota; Metazoa; Chordata; Mammalia; Didelphimorphia; Didelphidae. The transcript is spliced from 6 exons. Bases 1 to 2313 code for a protein of 770 amino acids.
AUGGAAACUUCCUAUCAAGUUUUAGAACAGUUAUAUAAGAAGGUACUUCUUGGAGCUACACUUGAAAAUAAUAGCCAGGAAUAUGCAUUUCAUCUCAGUCUAUCAUUUUCAGCCCAAGAUUUAUCCUCAUCAAAUUUCCUAAAGUGGCCAAGUGUUCAUCGUGGUGACCAGGCUAGUUCUGUUAAUGUGGAUGCCUUUCCCACUCCAACAGCAUCAAUAAAUUUAAAAAUGAAUUUUCAAGUUAAUAAUCCUAGAGAUAUAAUGCUACUUCAACUAACAAUAAUCAAGAUGAUGAUAACCAAAAUACUAUCCACAAAAAUGGAAUUCUAUAUAAAAGAGAAGUACAGUGAGAUAAUUGAAAUUCUUUUAAAGCCUUAUGAACUGGAAUCCAAAUUAAUCAGCACAUUCCAUGGUUCUGAUAAAUUAUUGUCUCAUAUGGCUGCAAAGUGUCUUGCCUCACUAUUAUAUUUACAACUAAGAGAAAAAGCUAUAACAAAUAAAACAUGGACAGCUUUUUGUUUAAAAACUCUCUCUGACUAUCCCGAAAGUAAUGCAAUUUCAUAUUGUUUCUGGACUCUUACAGCUGUAAUAAAAGAAAUAUUGAAGGCUACAUGUUCACAAAAAACAGACAUGUUGAAGCAGUUUUUGACAUCUUUUGAUUCUCUUUUUGAAGUCUUUUACUCUUCAGUUUUUUCUCAACAUUUUGAAAACUGUCAAGAUUCUUCACUAAAGCCCCAGAUUACAAAUUUCUUGAUUUGUUUUUUGGAAUUUCUUGAAAUUCUAAUAGCCUCUCGAAUUCACCUGAAGUUAUAUUUUACUUGCCAGAGGAUUUUUUAUUUGAACGUAUUUUGUGCUUUGGAUAUUAUUACCUGGCCUGUUCACUCUUUAGUCAAAAAGAAGUUUAUCAUACUUAUUAAAAGAUGUCUGCUACACAAAGUGGGUGAGGAUUCCCUAAAUACUUCAUUUCCCACUUUAAUGAUACGAGAUUCUCAUUUAGAUACGGAUGUGUUAGCUUUGGGUAAUGCUUUUUUGCAAGCUGUGAAUUUGGGGUGGUUGAAGCAAUUAACUGUUAGUGGAAAACCCAGCCAUUUUGGAGGCAGUGAAGUUCAACCUGGAAAUAACAGUCUUGUUGUCCCUGACCUCACUAUGCUCAGAGCAUCAAGUUUGGUUUUACUGAAAUCCUUAGAAAUCAAGGCGCAAAAUUGUACAUCAGCAAUUGAAGUAAAAGUUGAAUUACAGAAAUUCAUGUCUGAGUUGCUGACCUUCUUGAAACAACAUCUUCAGUCUUCUUUAAAACUGCAUCAUCACUGUGAAUGGCUGUCUAAAAUCUUCAUAGAACAAGACGAUGACAUGCUAGAGGCUGCAAAUGCAUCAUUAGGCAUAUACCAAAAGCUUACUAGAACAUGGAAUGAAGCUGCUAAGGGCACGACCCAAGAAAAAGAAACUUGGGACCAUCAGACACAUGAAAAUGGCCUUAAUCCUCACUGUAUUUUCUUAUUUCUCUUAAAAAACAUUGAUUUUGAUGCAACAGUUCUCCUUGACUUUUUAAUUUCAUCAGAAACCUGCUUUCUUGAAUACUUUGUUAGGUAUUUAAAACUGCUCCAAGUAGAGAGAAACCACUUUUUUAAAGUUUGUAAGCUCUUUGAUACAGCAGAAUUAAGAGAUGAUGUGCAUGUUUCUAGUACUUUCACUUCAUAUAUUGAAAAAAGAAGCAGCAAUGAAGCUACUCAUCAGCCUCUUUUUUGUGGUACAAAUUAUUAUGCUCUUUUACCCUUGACUUCUGACCCUACUUCUUCUGGAACAAAUAAUGAACAAAGAGACAACCAGAUAAUGAAGUCUAAGCAACCUAACUUACUGAUAUGCAAUGAUAACACAUCUUCACCAGGAGCCUUUCAAAGCCUGGUUGAUUAUGAUAGUUCAGAGGAUUCUGAAGAGGAGUCAGUGGAAGAAGAAUGUUUAUCAAACAUUAAACAGACUCCUUUGAACCAUCAAGCCAAUACGAAGAUAAGGGAAACUGUUAAUAUGACUGAAGAAAAGAACCAGAAUAUCUUCGAUUUUAAUGCCAGACUACCAGAUCUAAAAAAGUCUUCUACUUUGUCGUCUUUUGAUUGUGAAGCUGCCCUAAAUAAUACUGCUUCCCAAAUUGUAAUAUCUUCUAAAACACUUAAGUGCUUGAAAGAGCUAGAAGAGGCAAUUUCCCGUUUGCAGAGGAGACAUCUCUUUCCAUACAAUCCUUCGGCAUUAUUGAAAUUGUUAAAACACAUUGAAAUGAUAAAUAACACUGAACCUGUUAUAAAGACUGUUUCCAUAUAGCCUUUCCUAAUUAUCUGCUGUUUUUUACCCUUUUCUAGAAGUUUAGAUGCUUUUACUCCCUUUGGUAUCGUUUCACCACUCUCCUACUCAGACUGAACAUCAGGGUUGUUUCAGUUGCUGCUACUAACAUCCUGGACUUUUUCAGCUUCUCUUGCCCUUCUGUCAUCUUAUGGUCCCUUUGUUCUCCUUUAGGUUACUGAGCAUUGCAGGAGAAAAUUACAAGAGAGCGAUGAUUUGUUGUAGUACAAAUUAAUAUUGUCUAACCUCAGACCCUCCAUUUGGCUUAAAAAUCAUAUUCAUCUUUAGUUGACUUACUUUCACUUUACUUUCCUCACAGCAUUUGUUAUAAACUUAUUUCAUUCUUGUCUAUUACCUUUUUGCUCACUGUAGAUAACUUUAUUUGAUAUGAGUGCCCUUAACUUCUACUCUUCCUGACUCAAAAGUUCUUUUUUCAUUUCUUCUACUUUUCAAAGAAAGAAAUAAAUUGACCCAUGCUAUCCUUUAUCUUAUUCCCUCUCUCCUUUUCCAGGUACUCGCUUUAUUGUUUUUCUUUUAAAUCAUUUUUAACUUUUAUUUUAAACCUUUAACAAUUCCCCAUACCUUGAAACUAGAGGGUCCAACAUGUACUAAUACAUCUCUUAACUCAUAACUAUAUGAUCAGUGUCUUUUGCCUUCUGAUCUAUCCUCUACUUUGUUGCAUUAUCAGAACCUGCUUUAAAGAAAAUUAAUCCAGCAACAGGCUUGGCUCUAUCUGCUGAGCCACUUAGCUGCCCUCCACCCCAUGUUUUGGUGAGAAAUGACUAGUUUCCAUUUCCCUAAAUAUCACCAUCCUUGUCUGCCUUUUUUUACCUUUUUUUUUUUUAAACCUUUGUACUUCGGUGUAUUGUCUUAUAGGUGGAAGAUUGGUAA